AUCUCAAGGGGGCUGUAGUGGUCAUCGUCACUCUCUGAACUUCAUCAUGAUGCCCAAGGAUGCCAAGAAGAAGAAAGAUGCCCGAAAGUCAGCCAACAAAGACAAAGGCCCAGUAAAUAAGUCUGGUGGCAAGGCUAAAAAGAAGUGGCCCAAAGGCAGAGUUCGGGACAAGCUCAACAAUCUGGUCCUGUUUGACAGAGCUGCAUACGACAACCUCGGUAAGGAGGUUCCCAACUACAAGCUCAUCACUCCAGCUGUGGUCUCUGAGAGACUGAAGAUUCGCGGUUCUUUGCCCAGGGCAGCCCCUCAGGAGUUACUCAGUAAAGGACUUAUCAGUUGGUUUCAAAGCAGAGCCCAAGUAAUUUACACCAGAAACACAAAGGGUGGAGAUGCCCCAGCUGCUGGUGAAGAUGCAUGAGCAGGUUCAAUCAGCUGUACAUUUGGAAAAACAAAACUUUAUU
Messenger RNA from Peromyscus maniculatus bairdii (prairie deer mouse), 461 nucleotides. NCBI's taxonomy places the organism in Eukaryota, Metazoa, Chordata, Mammalia, Rodentia, Cricetidae. The record is from RefSeq and is a predicted model, not a curated record.